AUGAGGAGGAGUUUCAGCGGAAGCCCAUUUGUUAAACCCUAUAUUAUUGCCAAUCAAAGAGGGGGAGGAGGAGGCUGCAACCCCAAUACUCCUGUUACUAGUCCUUCAGAUUAUCCCCGAAGAAACUCCGUUGGCAGAGAAAACAUAGUGGUUACUUUGCGUGAUCACGAGGACAAAGAAAACGGCAAAGACCAGAAUUGGAAAUCAGUGAGAAUGCGUUCACCAGCAAAGGGUGCAAAGAAUUUCAUGUCUCCAACAAUUUCUGCAGCUUCAAAAAUCAAUGCAUCUCCAAGAAAGAAAAUCUUGACUGACAGGAAUGAGCAAAUUCGCACUUCGAUUUCGUUUGCUGAUGCAAAAAGCCCUUUAAUGGAAGACUUGGACUCAAAGCCUAACAAGGGUUUGAAUCAGAAGAAGGAAGUCUCGUUUGAUUCCACAGUCAUUUACUUGGGGGACAAUGAGGAUUCCAAAAGGGACGAACGUGUUGAUUUGGUAGCAGAUUCCAGUGCUAAAGAUGAUUUGGUCUUAUCAUCAGACAAUCUAACAGUGGAGAAGGAUUGUGUUAAUCUUGAUCCAAGUUUUAAGAUUAGUCCAAGGGUUUCGUGUUCAUUGCCAAGUCCUGCUUUGGCACCUCUUGAUGCAGAUCCAUCAUUGCCUCCUUAUGAUCCUAAGACUAAUUACCUCUCACCAAGGCCUCAGUUUCUUCGUUAUAGGCCUAACCCGCGAAUUGAGCUUUAUCUAAACAAGGAAAGAGAUGGCCAACCACUUGAGGAUAUUUUUGCAUCUGAAUGCUCUUCAGAAACUGAAGUCAGUGAAGCAGAAGACAGUCACUCUGAUGAUUUGCAGAAAGAAUCGGAUGCUUCUUUAGCCGAUGAGGUGAAAGAAUCCAAUGCUUCUUCAGGUGAUGAGGUUAAAGAAGAAGAGUUGGAAGAGCUGCUGCUAGUAUCUGAACCCAACCCCAUUAGUAAUUUUGUAGAGGAGGAGGACGAGCUGCUUGUAUCCGAACCCAAUUCCUUUUGUACUUCUGUCGAGAAGACUGAAGAGAAAAGGGUGUCUAAAUCACGUUUCUUUACAAGAAGAAAGUUCACUGCUUUGCUUUUGGUUCUGAUUGUUGGAAUUUUAUACGUUUCAGUUUCUAAAUCCCCAGUCAUGGAUCCUUCUGUGAUGAAUAACUUGACCUUUUUUGAGCCGUGUGUCCCUCCUGAACUCUCAGAGUACACCAGGCAAAGUUUUGAAGCUCUAGCUCAAAAGGUCCAGCUUUGGCUACAUCAGUCUCUAUGUUACACGCAUAAUCUGAUUAACAGCUUCAGAGGUGGGCAAAAUCUGGGUCCCUUGCAGUAUGCCAAUUUGACCAGUUUGCUCGAGGAUGGCAUGGUUGAUGGUCAAUUUGCAUUUGAACAGAGCAUUUUAGGAUCAGAAGUUAAGCCUGAAGAGAAAGUUUUAGAGCCCAUAAAGACGGCAGAGGUAGACAUUACGGUAGUGGAUGAAGGGGAUCAACCAAGUGCAGCUGAUGAGGGCACUAAAGAAGUUGUAGGUGAUGGGGAUUUUGAUAGUGUUCCAGAUCCAGAAGAAGUUAGUGUUCCUGAGUCUGAAGAAGAAAAUCUGCUACCCCAAUCUCAGGUUGCUGAACUUGUUAAGCCAGCACAAGAGGUCAUCCAAGAAAGCGCUGAAACUGUGGCUAACGUUUUGGAGCUGCAAAGUAACAUAGGCCUUGAAGACCAGUCUGUUCUUAUCCCACAAGCUGCUGAAAUUCAACCAGAAAUCUUGAAUUCCAUGCAAUCUCAAAGCAUAAAUGAUAUUGGUGCAGAUUUUGAGUCCCCUGCAGCAGAGGACAAUUUUGAAAUACUUGCAGGUGCUGCAACUGAAAAUCCCCGAAGUUCAGAAUUAGUGAACACACAUUCAGCACACGUAAUGGUGGGGAUUUCAUUGAUUGUCUUCAGUCUACUUGGGACAGCCUUCAUUUAUACGAAAAGUCAAACUCCCACAGCCCGAAAUACAGUGGACCAAGCGCCGAUGACUAAGGAAUUGGAUUGUAGCCCACUAUCAGUUGCAGCAGAACAUACAGACAUUGCUGGAGAGUCAUGCUCGUCAGAAAUGAGCAGUUUCAGCUUGUCAUACAGCAAGAAAGGACAGAAGGGCUCAAGUGAACCUCUAAGCUAUGAGAGGAAGCCUAGGAAGAACAAUUACAGGAGAGAAUCCAUGGCUUCGUCAGAUUGUUCCAUCGGUUCCAUGGGUUCACCUUCUUAUGGCAGUUUCACCACGUAUGAAAAGAUCCCCAGCAAGCAUGGAAUUGUAGAUGAAGAGGUGAUCACUCCAGUUAGGCGCUCUAGCAGAAUCAGAAACCAAGUCACUUCUCCGGGUAGUAACAUCAUCCCCCACAAUAUGCUAAAAAUGUUGGUGGAAGCAAGGAUUCUUCCCAUCUACUCUAGAAAUUUAUCGAGGUGUACACCGAACACGAGCUUCUUUCACUUCAUGCGUAGAGAAUUCGAUGCCCAAGACUAA
This is a messenger RNA of Dovyalis caffra, 2499 nucleotides long. The record is from the annotation of a GenBank genome assembly. NCBI's taxonomy places the organism in Eukaryota, Viridiplantae, Streptophyta, Magnoliopsida, Malpighiales, Salicaceae.